Tachysurus vachellii is the source of this 2167-nucleotide messenger RNA. RefSeq names its product solute carrier family 43 member 1b (gene slc43a1b). The transcript has 15 exons. Gene Ontology annotation, molecular function: L-amino acid transmembrane transporter activity; neutral L-amino acid transmembrane transporter activity. Bases 188 to 1873 code for a protein of 561 amino acids. Gene Ontology annotation, biological process: neutral amino acid transport; transmembrane transport. NCBI's taxonomy places the organism in Eukaryota, Metazoa, Chordata, Actinopteri, Siluriformes, Bagridae. The record is from RefSeq and is a predicted model, not a curated record.
GUGAGAGCAAGGCGUCUCAUGGAUUGACACGUGUAGUUGUGCAGAAGAAAUAACGCCGGGCAAAUAGAAUAAGGCAAAAAGUACACCUUUUAAACGUUCUUUUUUUUAAUUCAGUUUGGUUUUACAUUUCAACUGGAAUUACUGUGACGUUCCCUUAGAUCUAUACACGGUCUAUAAGUGAUAGGAGAUGGCACCGUCUCUCUCACAAGCCUACAGAAGGCGCUGGUGGAUGGCCUUGACGGCUAUAAUUGAGAAUCUGCUAUUCUCUGCUGUGUUGCUGGGCUGGGGCUCACUACUAAUCAUGCUCAAGUCUGAGGGUUUCUACUCACAUUUGUGCAUAGAAAAUGAGACCAAGCAUCAUGUUAAUGGAAGUUUGGAGGGGAGCAAUGUGUGGCUGAGCUGUGUUGAGCAAGAAGAGAUCCUAAAUCUUGGCUUUACGAUCGGCUCGUUCAUCAUCAGCGCAGCCACUCUGCCACUGGGAAUCCUGAUGGACAAGUAUGGGCCACGCCCCCUGCGACUUCUAGGCAGUUUCUGUUUUGCCUUCUCGGUGAUGUUGAUUGCUGUGGCAGCGUAUGAUCCUUUAAUAUUAUCACCUCUCAUCUUUAUUGCUGUCUCCUUUAAUGGCUUUGGAGGAAUAUGUCUGACCUUUACUUCAUUAACGCUCCCUAACAUGUUUGGAAAUGUCCGGUCCACCAUUCUUUCGCUCAUGAUUGGCUCCUAUGCUUCCUCUGCGGUUACCUUCCCAGGAGUCAAGCUAAUCUAUGAUCUAGGGGUUUCAUUCCGCUUGAUCUUCUGGGUGUGGUCAGGCUUGGCGUUCCUCGUCUUCAUCAACUGCUUACUUAAUUGGCCUGUGGAGCCUUUUCCUGCACCUGAGGCGAUCAGCUACAUUAAAAAAGUAAAGCUGAGUGGUGUAGCAAUGGAUCAUAAGGUGACGGGAGAUCGCUGCUACAGUCAUAUAACCACUGUAGGGCAGGGAAUGACUAAAAAACAGGUUUUGGAUGAGUAUAAACAAAAUAACGGAACAGCUGAAGAGAGCCAGGGUUCCCAGCCAUUUCGCCGCUCUGUGUUUUCUGCCAUCUUCUUGUGGAGCUUGAUCACCAUGCCGAUGACCCAGCUCCGUAUCAUAUUUUAUAUGGGAGCCAUGAAUAAGAUGCUGGAGUUCCUGGUUACAUACGGUGACCCCAAAGCUCCUGAAGACUUGAUGAAAAAGGCAGAAGAACAAGUCAGCCUCUACUCAUCUGUCUUCGGCACUAUGCAGCUGCUGUGUCUCCUGACCUCUCCUCUUAUUGGCUACAUCAUGGACUGGAAGAUGAAAGAGUGUGAAGAGGACAGUAGCUCGGUGGAUGGAGAGAAAAGGCCACCCAAGAGAGACGGGAAGAUCCAGAAACUCACCAAUGCAAUCAGAGCUUUUAUCUUCACCAACAUCUUACUAGUGUUGUUUGGAAUCACAUGCCUGAUAGACAACCUUCCUCUCCAGUUGGUGACUUUUGUUCUUCAUACUGUUGUAAGAGGUUUCGUUCACUCUUGCUGUGGAGGACUCUAUGCUGCUGUGUUCCCAUCUAACCACUUUGGCACUCUGACGGGUCUGCAGUCUCUACUGAGUGCCCUGUUUGCUCUCCUCCAGCAGCCAUUGUUUGUCUACAUGUUGGGUCCACUCAAUGGAGACCCGUACUGGAUCAACUUUGGGCUGCUUAUUUUCUCAGUGGUUGGCUUCCUGUUGCCAGGAUACCUGUUCUACCAUCGCAGACAUCUGAUUAAACAGAAGAAGGUACGAGAUCAAGCAGCAGCUGGCCAAUCAGCAGUUGCUCCUAACCAUUCAGCAAACGGCCCCGAAAACCUCUACAGUGAUGAGAAUGCUACAGACGAGGCUUAAGAAGGAACGAUGUAGAAAACUCAUUUGCGGCAACGCAGUCCUCCCUUUCUGAGCCACAAACAUAAAUGCAAAACUUUACACCAUGGGCAUUUUUAAUGAGACAUUCAGGGAAAUUUCUAUUCAGCAAUAUGUUCAGAUUUAAAAAAGGGAGCAAUUAUAAAAAAAAAAAAAAAAAAAAAAAGAAUCGCACAAUUUGUAAAUUUAAAAAAGGGAGCAAUUGCAGAAAAAAUGCAUGAUUUGUAAAUUGCAUUUAUGCAGUUUAUGGACUUUUAGGUCUUGUGACUGAACCAGCAA